Molecule: messenger RNA, 1223 nt
Organism: Piliocolobus tephrosceles (Ugandan red Colobus)
Lineage: Eukaryota; Metazoa; Chordata; Mammalia; Primates; Cercopithecidae
Gene: EOLA1
Product: endothelium and lymphocyte associated ASCH domain 1
Exons: 6
Coding region: 1-876 (291 amino acids)
Source: RefSeq, a predicted model, not a curated record
AUGCCACUUGUCACUGGCCACCGGUUUCCCGGAGUUAGCGGCAGCGACUUUGCAGCCUCGACACUGGCCAGGCGCUCCCUCUUCUCACCGCGGCCCACGUCUCCUCGUUUGGGAGCCCAUUGUCCUGGCUCCGGUGGCCUCGCUGGGUCUCGGGGAGGCGGAGUACUGUUCUUCCCUGUGGCGAAAAGCCGGAGUCGGCCCUGGGCACCCACGACUCGCAGGGUAAAGAAGCUAAGUGGAAGAGUGUUUCUCCCUCAGGGCGCAAAGGAGGUACUCCCUGCAGCACCAGCUGUCUCCGCCCUACUCCAGACCACCCCAGAGACUCUGUGGGAUGAACCUGAGUCAGCCGACUCCCAGCCCCUUCCCUUGGACCUGCCGUGGCUCGGGACAUCAGUGACAGACGGAAGCAGCGGACCAUCAGGGCCACAGGAGGCCCGGGGCACUUGCGAAGAUGGAGUCAAGACUGUGGAGACGCGCUGGCGUUCCCUGCUGAGCAGCCAGCGGAACCGUACCAUCGCCAUCCACAUUGCUCACAGGGACUGGGAUGACGAUGCCUGGCAGGAGCUGCUGGUGGAGAGGCUGGGGAUGACUCCUGCUCAGAUUCAGGCUUUGCUCAGGAAAGGGGAAAAGUUUGGUCGAGGAGUGAUAGCGGGACUCAUUGACAUUGGGGAAACUUUGCAAUGCCCCGAAGACUUAACUCCCGAUGAGGUUGUGGAACUAGAGAAUCAAGCUGUACUGACCAACCUGAAGCAGAAGUACCUGACUGUGAUUUCAAACCCCAGGUGGUUACUGGAGCCCAUACCUAGGAAAGGAGGCAAAGAUGUAUUCCAGGUAGACAUCCCAGAGCACCUGAUCCCUUCGGGCCAUGAAGUGUGACAAGUGUGGGCUCCUGAGAGGAAUGUUCCAGAGAAACCAGCUAAAUCAUGACACCUUCAAUUCACCAUCCUGACGCAGACGUAUAUACAUUAGGUUAAAUCUGAAUUUCCACUGCUUUGGAGAGUCCCACCCACUAAGCACUGUGCAUGUAAACAGGUUUCUUUAUUCAGAUGAAGGAAGCAGCGGGAGGGGCUUUCCUUGUGUGAUGCCUUUUUAGGCACACAGGCAAUGUCUCAAGUACUUUGACCUUUGGGUAGAAGGAAAAGCUGCCAGUAAAUGUCUCGGCACUGCUGCUAAUUUGGGUCCUGCUAGUUUCUGGAUUGUGUAAAUAAAUGUGUUGUAGAUGA